Molecule: messenger RNA, 372 nt
Organism: Prunus armeniaca (apricot)
Lineage: Eukaryota; Viridiplantae; Streptophyta; Magnoliopsida; Rosales; Rosaceae
Source: the annotation of a GenBank genome assembly
AUGGUUUACAACCACCUUUCUUGGCAUGAGAUGACUUACUUUACUUGGCAUGAAACCUGUAAGGAGUUUAUAUUAAACUCCCUUUGGAGCCUCACCUUCAGGAAGGCAUCGCAAGGAAAGAGCGACAAGAGGUUACGAAGAACACUAGCUAUCUCUGGACCUACCUAUAUUAGCCAUGAGCCAUCACCGAGCGGAGUUGAAAGAAAAGAGACAAAACGUCUGGGCUUCGGAUUGAUCUUAAUCACAUUGGGAUGGUACGGGGGAACAAGAUGGACUCGGUUAGGUCACCCCAAGUCCUUUUGUUCCCCCUAUCAGCCUACCAUACUUCGACAUGCUAUACCGAGACGACGGUGGCUCCAUACCCUAAGAUGA